Molecule: messenger RNA, 1016 nt
Organism: Leptinotarsa decemlineata (Colorado potato beetle)
Lineage: Eukaryota; Metazoa; Arthropoda; Insecta; Coleoptera; Chrysomelidae
Product: tetratricopeptide repeat protein 5
Molecular function (GO): protein binding
Source: RefSeq, a predicted model, not a curated record
GCCUCUGAAAAAUAACAGUGACUAUGACAGUGACCUAACCUAUAAUAAAAGAAUAACAAAACUGAAAUGUUUGAUCUUAUAAAAAGCAAAUAAUAUACAAAAACGAUAUGGAAUCUGUCAACGAAGGAAGAUCUACUUGUAAAUGUGACGAAAAUCAUGAAGAUUUAAUCAAAUUCCUUUGUGGUAGGGUCGAUGCCGUUUAUUCGUUCAGAGACAGAUACUUUGAGAACCACCAAAUUGAGGAAGCCAUAAAUAAAUCUGAAGAAAUAAAAAAACUCCUUUCAGAUACUCUAAGUGUUUUCAAUGACCAUGAACACCUGAUAACUGAUGACACUAGGGCAAAGUACAAUUAUCUCAAAGGAAAAUUAUUAAAUGUUGUUCCUACAUAUGACAAAGAUGCUGAAAAUUUACUAUCAAAGUCAAUUAAGCUAGAUCCUAAGCUUGUUGAGGCUUGGAAUGAAUUGGGAGAGUGUUAUUGGAAGAAUGAUGAACUCAGAAAGGCAGUUAAUUGUUUCGAGGGAGCCUUAAAAGAGAAACGGAAUAAAUACUCACUAAGAAAUCUUUCGAUGCUCGCUAGACAAGAAGAAUCAAAAAAUCGUGAAGAAAGGAUAAAAAAUAUUGAGAAAGGACUAGAUCAUGCGAAAGAAGCUGUUCAACUUGAUCCUCAAGAUGGAUUAUCUUGGGCAAUAUUGGGCAAUGCGCACCUCUCCUCUUUUUUUGGUAUACAACAAAACCCCAGUAUUCUCAAGAAGUGUUUAGGUGCUUAUUGUCAGGCAGAGAAGGACUUUGUGGCUAAGAGUACUCCUGAUUUGCACUAUAAUAAAGCAAUAACUUUAAAAUAUGAGGAGGAAUUUAAACUAGCUUUAGACUCAUUCAAAGAAGCUUCAUUGUAUGAUCCUACCUGGGAACCACCAAAAAUCAAGGAGAAACAAUUAGUUAAAUACCUAAAUGAUAUCAAGGAACUUGUGACCACUUCUGGAAAGAUGAAGGCUAAAAGAUUACACCAAAUCCUUCAG